AUGAAGGCUAGUAAGCUACUCAACCAGAUUUUGGAGACUCUUCGAGCUAAUAAGCUGUAUGUCAAGAUCUCCAAGUGUGAGUUCUGGCUGAAGAAGGUGACUUUCCUCGGCCAUGUGGUUUCCAGUGAAGGAGUUUCUGUGGACCCGACAAAGAUCGAAGCGGUUACCAGUUGGCCUCGAUCGUCUACAGUUAGCGAGGUUCAUAGUUUCCUGGGUUUAGCAGGUUACUAUAGGUGGUUUGUGGAAGACUUCUCUCGUAUAGCCAGCCCCUUUACUCAGUUGACUAGGAAGGAGACUCCUUUUGUUUGGAGUCCAGCUUGUGAGAGUAGCUUCCAGGAGCUUAAGCAGAAGCUUAUGUCUGCAUCAGUCCUUACAGUGCCAGAUGGGUCUGGGAGCUUUGUGAUCUACAGUGAUGCCUCCAAGAAAGGACUAGUUGCAUGUUGA
Molecule: messenger RNA, 444 nt
Organism: Cucumis melo (muskmelon)
Lineage: Eukaryota; Viridiplantae; Streptophyta; Magnoliopsida; Cucurbitales; Cucurbitaceae
Exons: 2
Coding region: 1-444 (147 amino acids)
Source: RefSeq, a predicted model, not a curated record